Lucilia cuprina (Australian sheep blowfly) is the source of this 1865-nucleotide messenger RNA. RefSeq names its product presenilin homolog (gene Psn). Bases 234 to 1790 code for a protein of 518 amino acids. Gene Ontology annotation, cellular component: lysosomal membrane; cell cortex; perinuclear region of cytoplasm. NCBI's taxonomy places the organism in Eukaryota, Metazoa, Arthropoda, Insecta, Diptera, Calliphoridae. The transcript has 8 exons. Gene Ontology annotation, molecular function: aspartic endopeptidase activity, intramembrane cleaving. The record is from RefSeq and is a predicted model, not a curated record. Gene Ontology annotation, biological process: protein processing; amyloid-beta metabolic process; Notch receptor processing.
UAACUAUAAUUUAACCAAUUAGUUUUGCUAUAAUUAACAUUUUUUUUAUACCUAACAAAAAGAUUGUAUUUGCAAACAAAAACACACAAAGAUCUUAUAACAACGCCUCCAUAUUAUUUUCUUUGCUAAUUUCUUUUACUAUUGCUGCCUAUUUUAAUAAAAAAAACACUUUAAACACGGAUCAAAAAAGAACAAACGCCAACGAGGCUGAGCCCGACGAAAGUACCCCCCUAAUGGAAGGCCACGUCGGUGCCCCUCAAAUCAGUUGUAAUAACUCGAUAACGGGAGGAGCUGAACGAAAACGUCAGCAAAAACGUAAAACGGAACAGUUGAAUAGUUAUGGUGGCACCGAACAGCGUGAUGCUACUGAUGGGGCCAUUUUAGAUGUACCCAAUGUAGAAAUACGUAGUAGACGUUUGCGUGAUGCUGAUGGUGGUAAUCCUAACGAUCCAGAUGCUCCCUCUAGUUCUCAACCUACUACUAACGAGGCCGAAGAUGAAGAACAGGGUUUGAAAUAUGGAGCUCAACAUGUUAUAAAGAUUUUUGCUCCCGUCUCUUUGUGCAUGUUAGUGGUAGUGGCCACCAUUAAUUCAAUUACCUUUUACACUUAUACUGAUACUUAUUUAUUAUAUACCCCAUUCCAUGAAUUAUCUGAAGAUAAAGGCACAAAACUUUGGAAUGCCUUAGCCAAUUCUCUAAUACUUCUCUCCGUCGUUGUGGUAAUGACCAUUUUUCUAAUUGUUCUCUAUAAGAAACGUUGCUAUAAGAUUAUACACGGCUGGUUGAUACUAUCAUCCUUUAUGUUGCUAUUCAUUUUCAGUUAUUUAUAUUUGGAAGAACUUUUAAGAGCCUAUAAUGUUGCUAUGGAUUAUCCCACUACACUGUUGAUAUUAUGGAAUUUUGGUGUUAUGGGCAUGAUAGCCAUACACUGGCAGAGUCCUUUAAAGUUGCAACAGGCUUAUUUGAUAUUUGUUUCAGCUUUAAUGGCUUUGGUUUUCAUAAAAUAUUUGCCCGAAUGGACUGCUUGGGCUGUCUUAGCGGCUAUAUCUAUAUGGGAUUUAAUAGCUGUUCUAACACCUAAAGGACCUUUGCGUAUUUUAGUAGAAACCGCCCAAGAAAGAAAUGAACAAAUUUUCCCUGCCCUUAUCUACUCUUCCACUGUUUUGUACACGUUUAUGGGCACUCAUGCCCCGGCUCAACGUAAUAAUUCUUCCGAUUCGAAUUCACCCAACUCGCCGCAUACCUCAACUUCGUCUACUUCUGUUUCCCGUACAGGUACAAGUGCACCUCCUAGUGCUGAAGGUAUGCCUCUAGUGACAUUUAAAAUGCGCGGAAAUGAAGCGGCUGGUUUUACCGAAGAAUGGUCAUCAAAUUUAGAUGAUCGUGUGGCUCGCCGUCAAAUUGAGGUACAGGCUAGUACUUCAGAUAAUGCUAAUCGUUCAACUAAUUAUCGUACGGUUACUACUCAAGAAACUCGACCCUCUCAAAUGGGCAGUAAUAUGACGGAAGCUCAAGAAGAACGUGGCAUUAAACUCGGUCUGGGUGAUUUUAUUUUCUAUUCUGUAUUGGUGGGUAAAGCUUCAUCGUAUGGCGAUUGGGCAACAACAAUUGCCUGUUUUGUGGCUAUACUUGUAGGAUUAUGUCUAACAUUAGUUUUGUUAGCCAUAUGGCGUAAAGCAUUGCCAGCAUUGCCUAUAUCAAUAUUUUUUGGACUAUUCUUUUGUUUGGCUACAAGUGCUAUAGUCAAACCGUUUAUGGAGGAACUAUCAGAUCAGCAAGUUUUUAUAUGAAAAUCAAAUAAAAUAAGGAGACAAGUAAGAUAUCUAUCUAUAAGCAUAUAAUGACAUAAUUUCUAGAUUAAGAUA